Messenger RNA from Prunus mume (Japanese apricot), 2646 nucleotides. RefSeq names its product FT-interacting protein 3-like. The record is from RefSeq and is a predicted model, not a curated record. NCBI's taxonomy places the organism in Eukaryota, Viridiplantae, Streptophyta, Magnoliopsida, Rosales, Rosaceae.
ACCUCUCAACGUAUUUCUAAUCCAAGUAGUAACAGCAGCCAACAUUCGAAUAUGACGGAUGCUGCUGCUGAUGAGACUGCAAGCACCUCUAAUACAGAAGCUGAGACGGGGCAUACCUCUCAACAUAGUUCUAAUCAAAGUCGUGAUGGCCAAGAUUCACAUCGAGGGGAUGUUGCUGCAGAUGGGACUACAAGCACCUCUAAUAAUUCGGAAGUUGGGACAAGGCCCACCUGUCGUCAUCCUCCUAAUCCAAGUUAUGACCGCCAACGCCAACAACAUCCUCCAGUUGCUCCAAAAGUUUACGAUAAUGCAUUUAAGUAUGAAGCCCAUGAAUUUUCACUUACAGAGACAAGCCCUAAACUUGGAGGUGGAAGAGUUGCUGGUAGCCGUGUUAUUCAUGGAGAGAAGACUGCAAGCGCCUAUGAUCUAGUUGAACAGAUGUAUUUUUUGUAUGUAAGGGUUGUUAAGGCUCGUGAUCUUCCUGCCACGGAUGCUACAGGAAGGCUUGCUCCAUAUACUGAGGUACGAGUUGGAGACUAUAAAUGGUUUACCAACUACUAUGAAAAGGAACAAAAUCCAGUAUGGAAUGAGGUUUUUGCCUUUUCGGGGGAUCGGCUAAAAUCAUCUGAGUUAGAAGUCAUGGUUAGGGACAAUGAUGUUAGGGAUGAUCAUGACUUUGUGGGGAUUGUAAAAUUUGACAUCCAUGAUGUUCCAUUGCGAGUCCCUCCUGAAUCUGAUAAUCCUCUUGCUCCACAAUGGUAUCGGAUUGAAGACAAUACAGGGCAUAAAGCUAGGGGUGAACUAAUGCUCGCAGUCUGGUUUGGCACCCAAGCAGAUGAGGCUUUCCCCGGUGCAUGGCAUUCUGAUAAUGCAAGCAGUCAUGUUGAUGUCAGACUACUUACCUCCACAGUGCUAGGCUCAAAGGUCUAUCUUGCACCAAGGUUGUGGUAUUUACGUGUUAAUGUUAUCGAGGCACACAACCUGUUUAUUGAUGACAAGAAUCGUUUCCCAUAUGCUUAUGUCCUGGUAAAAAUAGGAAACCAGGUUUUGGUAACACAAAAAAUUCAGGCGCAAAAUCUAAACCCCCUUUGGAAUGAAGAUCUUUUGCCCUUUGAAGAUGAUCUUAUCAUUUCUGUUUACGAUCAUGUGUGUCCCGGAAAAGAUGAAAUCAUUGGGGGGGUCACAAUAGCGCUGCAAUCUGUCGAUAGGCGUGCUGAUGAUUGUAUGAUCCGUGGCCGAUGGUAUAAACUGGAAAAGCCAGUGGCUGUGGAUCAAAAUGAGUCGGAAAGAGAAAAGUUAUCGUCCAGCAUCCAUCUCCGACUUUGUCUAGAGGGAGGAUACCAUGUCGCCAAUGAAUCACCUCAUUAUAACAGUGAUUUACGACCCACAUCAAAGAAGCUAUGGAGGCCAUCAAUUGGGGUUUUAGAGCUCGGAAUCUUGGAUGCUGUAGAGCUUCAUCCAAUGAAAACACGUGACGGAAGGGGCACAACAGAUGCAUACUGCGUAGCAAAGUAUGGUCAUAAAUGGUUCCGGACAAGAACCAUUGUUGGGGAACUGUGUCCAAGAUAUCAUGAACAAUACAUAUGGGAGGUUUUUGAUGUUGCUACGGUUCUUACUGUAGGUGUAUUUGACAACAACCUACAGUUUGGGAAUGACUCCAGACACGCGAUGAUUGGGAAGGUUCGAAUUCGUAUCUCAUCACUGGAAGCAGGCCGUGUUUACACGCACCGAUAUCCACUGCUGGCUGUUCACCCGUCUGGUGUUAAGAAGAUGGGGGAGUUGCAUUUGGCAGUUCGAUUUUCUUGCACCUCUUGUGUUAAAACGCUUUACUCCUACUCACAGCCACAGAUGCCCAAGAUGCACUACUUAAGGCCCAUCACGGCGGAGCAGCUUGACACAUUAAGGAUGAAUGCUAUUUACCUAGUCCAAGCACAGUUUUCUCGAGCUGAUCCUCCACUGAGAGGGGAAGUGGUGGAAUACAUGUGUGAUGGGAACUGCCAUUUUUGGAGCAUACGACGGAGUAGAGCAAAUUUUUCUAGGCUAGCGACAGCUUUGUCCGGAGUCAUUUCUGCAGGCAAAUGGUUUUGGGAAAUUUGCAUGUGGAAGAAUCCCAUAAUGACAGUUCUUGCCCAUGUUUUCUUUCUCAUGCUCGUUUGCUUCCCACAACUAAUUCUGCCCACGGCUUUUCUUUGCAUGGUUCUAUCUGGGUUAUGGAACUUCCGCUUCCGGGCUAGGUAUCCUCCCCACAUUAACAUAAAGCUCUCACAACUUGAGCUCGUGACCAUUGAUGAGCUGGAUGAGGAAUUCGACACUUAUCCGACCAGCCGGAAUAUGGAGCUGGUGAGAAUGAGAUACAAUCGGCUGAGGAGCAAUGCUAGUAGCGUUCAGGCUCUAGUGGGUGAUGUGGCUAUUCUGGCGGAGCGAUUUCAGUUGCUGUUAAGUUGGCGAGACCCGCGUGCCACUGUCGUCUUUGUAACAUUUUGCGUUGCGGUUACCUCAGUGUUAUAUCUGACACCAUUCAAAGCGGUGGCUGCAGGCGCAGGGUUGUUUGUCAUGAUGCCUCCAAGAUUUCGCCAUGUGUUGCCGUUAGCAGCAUUCUUCAACUUCUUCAGCAGGCUGCCUACUAAGACUGAUACCAUAUUUUGA